Molecule: messenger RNA, 1307 nt
Organism: Phalaenopsis equestris
Lineage: Eukaryota; Viridiplantae; Streptophyta; Magnoliopsida; Asparagales; Orchidaceae
Product: early nodulin-75-like
Exons: 4
Coding region: 102-1136 (344 amino acids)
Source: RefSeq, a predicted model, not a curated record
UCUGCAGAUUCAGUUUCAGCACUUCCUUACUUCAAUUAUAAAUACCACAUGCAUUAGCCACCUCCUUCCAUCCUAUCCACACUAUCCACUCUUCUCUAAAAAUGGCCUCCAAUUCUCUAAUCAUAAUCUGUUCUCUUCUUCUGGCGCUCGUUUUCUCAGGGAACUCUGCUCGUGUUCUGUUGGAAGAAGCUCCGAAGGAGGAGCAGCCAUCACUGCCAAAGCUUGAAUGGCCUCCUUUGCCUGAACUUCCAAAGCUAGAGUUGCCUCCGCUUCCAGAAAUCCCUCAUGAGUUACCCAAACCUGCUUUGCCUCCAUUGCCAGAGUUUCCACAUGACUUGCCAAAGCCAGAUAUCCCUCAAUUGCCAGAAAUCCCUCACGACCUCCCCAAACCAGAGCUAUCGCCAUUGCCAGAAAUCCCUCAUGACCUCCCAAAACCAGGCGCUCUGCAGCCAUUACCUGAGAUACCUCAUGAGUUGCCCAAGCCGGAGUUGCCGGAGAUACCGCACAUGCAGCCAGAAGAGCCUCAACAUCCAUUGAAUACAAUUGUGUUGCAGCUGUUCUGGAUAAAUGAUCAUACCGAAGCUUGCUUCAUACAAAAUCUGCAAAUUAAGUUUCAACACUCCCUUACUUCAAUUAUAAAUACCACAUGCAUUAGCCACCUUCUUCCAUCAUAUCAACCCUCUCCAAUCUUUUCUCUGAAUAUGGCCUCCAAAUCUCUGAUCAUCAUGUGCUCCCUUCUUUUGGCGCUCGUUUUCUCAGGAAACUCUUCUCGUCUUCUGUUGGAAGAAGCUCCAAAGGAGGAGCAGCCAUCAUUGCCAAAGCUAGAAUGGCCUCCUUUGCCUGAACUCCCAAAGCUAGAGUUGCCUCCGCUGCCAGAAAUCCCGCAUGAGUUACCCAAACCGGCGUUGCCUCCAUUGCCGGAGUUUCCACAUGACUUGCCGAAGCCAGAUAUCCCUCACUUGCCGGAAAUCCCUCAUGACCUCCCCAAACCAGAGUUACCGCCAUUGCCGGAAAUCCCUCAUGACCUCCCAAAGCCAGAUGCUCUGCCGCCAUUGCCAGAGAUACCUCAUGAAUUUCCCAAGCCGGAGUUGCCAGAGAUACCGCACUUGCAGCCGGCAGAGCCUCAACAUCCGUGAUAUGUUCAGUUCUGUGUGUUACUGUCGUUUGAAUUUUGAACUCCUCUUCUUCUACUUCACAUCAUUCUAUCGAUUGUUGGUUUCCUAACUUUUUUCAUUUCAUUUAUAUAUUUUGGGUUGUAUGUUAUGGAAGCACUUGUACGCAUUUGAAAUUCUCUUUUUUGUGCAUUA